Messenger RNA from Alternaria burnsii, 2958 nucleotides. Its product is annotated as glycoside hydrolase family 35 protein. The transcript is spliced from 8 exons. The coding region runs from base 1 to 2958 and encodes 985 amino acids. Gene Ontology annotation, cellular component: vacuole. The record is from RefSeq and is a predicted model, not a curated record. Gene Ontology annotation, biological process: carbohydrate metabolic process. Lineage: Eukaryota; Fungi; Ascomycota; Dothideomycetes; Pleosporales; Pleosporaceae. Gene Ontology annotation, molecular function: beta-galactosidase activity.
AUGCGGUUCUUCCGUCUUUUUGCUGUCGCGAUCUCGCUGUUCUUUUGUGCAUUGGCUACCGACAAUGGCCUUCAAACGGACGUGGAGUGGGAUAAUGGAUCGCUCAUGGUCAAUGGCGAGCGUGUAAUGAUUAUGAGUGGAGAAUUCCACUACGCUCGUCUCCCCGUUCCAGAGCUAUGGUUCGACGUCUUCCAGAAGUUCAAGGCGAAUGGCAUGAAUGCUGUCUCGAUCUACUUCUUCUGGUCGUAUCAUUCGGCAUCGAAAGGUGUGUACGAUUUCACGACACCCGGAAAGGACAUUCAGCGCCUGUUUGACAUGGCCAAAGAAGCCGGCCUCUACGUGAUUGCACGGCCAGGGCCCUACUGCAACGCCGAGACUAACGGUGGUGGUUUCGCGCUUUGGACCAGCGACGGGAGUGGUGGCAAGUACAGAACAUCAGAUGAGACCUAUCGGCAAGCAUGGUCGGAAUGGAUUGCUCAAGUUGGCAAGAUCAUUGCGAAGAACCAGAUCACCAAUGGUGGACCAGUCAUCCUAGCGCAAGUCGAGAACGAACUCCAGCAAACUCGUUAUGAGGCCGACAACACAUUGGUCAUUUACAUGGAACAACUGAAGACCGCCUUCAAAGAUGCAGGCAUCAUCGUACCUUUGUCACACAACGAAAAGGGCUUCAGAUCGAAGAGUUGGUCCACUGAUUACAAUAAUGUCGGUGGCGCGAUCAAUGUUUAUGGGCUGGACAGCUAUCCCGGUGGCAUGAGCUGCACAAAUCUCGACACUGGAUUCAACCUGCCGAGAACGUACUACCAGUGGUUUCAGGAGGUCUCCCCCACUCAACCUGAAUAUCUCCCCGAGUUCGAGGGAGGAUGGUUCCAACCUUGGGGCGGUUACUUCUUCGAUCAGUGCUUGGCUGAACAGAGCCCUGAAUUUGCGGAUGUUUUCUACAAAGGACUAAUCGGACAGCGCGCUAGUCUUUUGAAUCUGUACAUGGCCUAUGGAGGUACAAACUGGGGACAUAGUGCCGCCCCCGUAGUAUACACCUCCUACGACUACGAUGCACCACUACGCGAGACCAGGGAGGUACGCGACAAGUUCAAGCAGUACAAGCUUCUUGCCCUCUUUACCCGUGUUAGUAAAGGUCUGCACAACACCUUCAUGGAAAAUAACGGCACCGCAAAUGCAGUCGACAAUUCAGCCAUCUGGACCUGGCAACUCAAGAACCGCGAUACAGAGAGUAGAUUCUACCUCGCCGAGAACAACAACACGCGCACCCGUGCUGUGACUGAUUUCUCGAUGACGGUCAAGACAUCUGAAGGCGAUGUCAAGAUUCCGAGCUUACAGCUUGCGGGUCGACAAAGUCGAUGGGUAAUUACAGAUUACUCUGUGGGUAAUGAGACGCUACUUUACUCGUCGGCUGAGAUCGCGACCUACGGUUUGUUCAAUCGACCUGUCAUCGUCUUCUACACACGCGAAGGACAGGCGGGAGAAUUUGCUUUUAAAUCGCAGAGCAACCUGACCUUCAGAACGUACGGCGCGAAAUCAGACAUUGCAAGCGCAUCGUCGAACAGCACAUACUCAAGCUUUUCUUACACCCAAAGCAAUGGGGCGACGGUUGUAGAGUUCUCGAAUGGAGUGCUUGCUUACUUGCUCGAUAUACCAACUGCGUACACCUUUUUCGCGCCAGCAACGACUAAUGAUCCGAAUGUCACUCCCGAGCACCAGAUCUUCGUGCAAGGACCAUAUCUAGUUCGCUCAGCUAGCAUAUCAGGUGGCGCAGUUUCUGUUAUUGGCGAUAAUGCGAAUGCGACGACCAUCGAGGUAUACGCCGGCUCUGGUGCGGAUACAAUAUCCUGGAAUGGAAAGGAGCUCGCUACAACAAAGACGCCCUACGGCUCCCUCACUGCCGCCAUUAAUGGUACCAAGGACCGCGACAUCACUCUUCCAGAGCUUUCAAACUUCAGAGCGGCUGAAUCCUCCCCCGAGAUCCAACCCUCAUACGACGACAGCAAUUGGGUAGUCGCCGACAAGAACACCACACUAAGCCCUGUGAAGCCCCUAACUCUUCCUGUACUCUUCAGCAGUGACUACAAGUACUACACUGGGGCCAAAAUCUAUCGCGGAUACUUCUCAGGCAAAUCUGCAACAUCCCUCAACAUCACAGUUCAGGGUGGUGUGGCUGCGGGAUGGAACGCAUGGCUGAAUGGGAAGUCGAUUGGUUACCAUCCUGGUAACGCGUCGCAAACUUCGACGACCGCAUUGCUGUCUUUCAAAAACAUCACAUUGAAGGAUGAAGGCAAUGUUUUGACAGUAACAACGGACUAUACUGGCCACGACCAGACAUCCACAGGCCCAGCCGGCGCAGAAAAUCCUCGUGGUAUACUCGGUGCACAGCUCCUCAGCGGCAACGAUACCAAGCUAUCCUUCGACGAAUGGAAGAUCCAAGGUAACGCGGGCGGAGAGCGUAACAUCGACCCUGUUCGCGGCCCCAUGAAUGAAGGCGGUCUCUACGGUGAGCGUCUUGGGUGGCAUCUUCCCGGUUUCGAUACCUCCUCCUGGGAGGAUGCUAGCCCCACCACUGACGGCGUCCAAGGCGCCGCCAUCCGCUGGUUUACGACGACAUUCUCACUUUCUAUCGACUCCGAUCUCGAUGUCCCUGUCGGCAUCGAAGUCGGGGCGCCGAAAGGUACCAUUGCCCGUAUGCUUCUCUUCGUCAACGGGUAUCAGUACGGCAAAUAUGUUCCGCACAUUGGACCACAGACACGAUUCCCUAUUCCUCCUGGCAUCCUCAAUAUGAAGGGCGAGAAUGUUUUGAGCGUGGCGAUGUGGGCGCAGACUGAGGCUGGAGCGAAGUUGGACACGCUGAAGUUGGUUGAGUAUGCUAGGUAUGAGAGUGGCUUCGCCUUUGCAAGCAUCGAUGGAAAGGCGUUGCAGGAUCGAUGGGAGGAUAGGAGUCAAUACGCAUAA